Sinocyclocheilus rhinocerous is the source of this 381-nucleotide messenger RNA. Its product is annotated as ATP-dependent 6-phosphofructokinase, platelet type-like. Gene Ontology annotation, molecular function: ATP binding; monosaccharide binding; fructose-6-phosphate binding. The transcript has 3 exons. Lineage: Eukaryota; Metazoa; Chordata; Actinopteri; Cypriniformes; Cyprinidae. The annotation marks the transcript as partial. Gene Ontology annotation, cellular component: 6-phosphofructokinase complex; membrane. The record is from RefSeq and is a predicted model, not a curated record. Gene Ontology annotation, biological process: fructose 1,6-bisphosphate metabolic process; fructose 6-phosphate metabolic process; canonical glycolysis.
ACCAGCAUCCAGAGAGGUUUAGUGCUCAGGAAUGAGAACUGCAGUGAGAACUACACCACUGACUUCAUCUACCAGCUGUACAGUGAAGAGGGCAAAGGAGUCUUUGACUGCAGGAAGAACAUCCUGGGACACAUGCAGCAGGGUGGUGCUCCUUCCCCAUUUGACAGAAACUUUGGCACCAAGAUCGCUGCUAAAGCCAUGCAGUGGAUCUCCAAGAAGCUCAAAGAGUUUUACAGAGAAGGUAAAGAGAAAUCACUCCUGUAGAGAUGCAGUCUGGGAUUGUGUGAAGUCAGAACUGAUUUUUGUUACAAGAGCAACAGAAAACAUACAUAUUCAACACUGCUGCAGGAAAUUAAAUGCUGAUGAUCUUAGAGCACAUUU